GUAUCACCGACCCAAGAUCAGCUUUUAGUUUGAAAGGUUAACGUUGUUGCUUUCAAUACCGGAAACCAGGUGCAGUUUAAGCCAUACUCCUGAUUUUUUCGCUCGUUUAACAGCACUUUUACCGAUUUCACGUGCGUCCCUCUGGAUGUUGAGUGUGCGAGCUCUGUUUGGGAUCGGUGUCCUGGUGACCUCACGAGCCACUGCGGUCCUGGCCCAGACGGGGACAUGCUCUGUGCCUGCUUCAAGUAACGGCCCCACAAAAACAUCGUGCGUGAGCAGCAGACCGGCGUCGACCAUGGCUCAGACCAUCAAGUAUCUGGGGCAGGAGGAGGCGCAGCACAUCGACGAGGAGCUCUUCACGGAGUACGGCUUCAGCGUGGACCAGCUGAUGGAACUGGCUGGACUCAGCUGUGCCACAGCCAUCACACGGGGAUACCCACUCACCUCACUGGUCAAGCCCAGGCCCUCUGUGCUGGUGGUCUGUGGACCAGGCAACAACGGAGGCGAUGGUCUGGUCUGUGCUCGACACCUGAAGCUCUUUGGCUACGAGCCCACCAUCAUUUACCCCAAGAGGCCAAACAAACCUCUGUUCCAGGGUCUGACCACACAGUGCCAGAAAAUGGAGCUCUCUUUCCUGACUGAGAUGCCUGAGGCCGCGGUCAUUGAUGAGGCGUACAACCUGGUGGUGGACGCCAUCUUUGGCUUCAGCUUUAAAGGGGCAGUGCGAGAACCAUUUGGUUCCAUCUUGGAGGUUCUGAAUAAGACCACAGUGCCCAUAGCCAGCGUGGACAUCCCUUCAGGAUGGGACGUGGAGCGGGGCAGUGUCGACGGACUCCAGCCUGACAUGCUCAUCUCUCUGACCGCUCCCAAAAAAUCUGCCCUCCAGUUUAGGGGGCGUUACCACUUCCUGGGAGGGCGCUUCGUGCCGCCGGGCCUGGAGAGGAAGUAUGGGCUGAACCUGCCUCAGUAUCCUGGAACAGACUGUGUUCUCCAACUGUAGUGACGCAGGUUUGACCAACAGUCAGACGUAUCAAUUUAUUACGUUGUUCUCAUGUCUCCCCCCUGUGGAAAAUGUGGGCAGAGCACACUGCACCUCAUUACCAUUUAAAGGUAAACGUCACGUAACCAUGGCAAUGGUGAUGAUGUCAUACUUUAUUGUAUUUACUUACUGCAAAUAAUUUGUCGUCAUUCGUCAAAUCGACAAAGACAGGCAGAACAAUAAAUGCUCUUCACUAGAGGGCAGCAGACUCUUGGCUGUUAGAGAUCUUCGUUUGUGUCUUUCUUCAAUUCCAGUGAGUUCAGCUGAACAGGCCCAGGUUACACUCUGAGUUACGUAAAUUGUGAGUUUGGUCGAACGAGGAAAACAUUUUUGUUUUUUUUUAAUUUUACGAAGAUUUUAUUAGUACAUCUUAAAGUGUAAGUACAGCUAGCAACUGGAAUGACACUGUAUCGUAAUCCAUCACAUUAUAUUUUAUAAAUAUCUGUGCCAUAUAUAAUGUGUGCCUCUGUUUAAAUACAUGACAUGGAGAUGAAUUAG
Messenger RNA from Cynoglossus semilaevis (tongue sole), 1537 nucleotides. RefSeq names its product NAD(P)HX epimerase (gene naxe). Bases 146 to 1000 code for a protein of 284 amino acids. Lineage: Eukaryota; Metazoa; Chordata; Actinopteri; Pleuronectiformes; Cynoglossidae. Gene Ontology annotation, cellular component: mitochondrion. The transcript has 7 exons. Gene Ontology annotation, molecular function: NAD(P)HX epimerase activity. The record is from RefSeq and is a predicted model, not a curated record.